UGGCUUCUUUUCUUUCUUCUUUUACCUUUUAGGUCUUCUACUUCUAGACUUUAUUCGGCACGUUGGGACCAACAUCUAUUUUUCGCUUCUUAAUUUAGAUAGAAAAAGAUUGUAUAUUUGAUUAGGGACUGUACUGAUUUUCUGUUUAUUUUUCUGGGUUUUUAAAAUUGAUAUUGAUAUGAUUAUAUUACGGUUUACCCUCGAUUGAUUGCACUCCUUCAAUCUCUUAUAAAAUGUACAGUGUCCAGAAUUUGAUUCCUUUUUGAAUCCAGUUGGUUUAUUGUCCAGAACAAUUUGAGGUGAAAAGGGUUUGGAUUAUUUGCUACUUGGAACCAAAUCUUUCCUUUUGAUCAACCACAAAAACAUGAGAAGAUUAUGGGCAACAAAAGAAGUGGCUUUCUCGUUGAUUCAGCUGUUUUUGUUUUCUGCUGCUGCAUUUUUGCAAGGUAGUUUAUGUGAGCCUCAGAACUCCCAGAAUCGCCGUGGAAUCCAUAAUUUGGACUAUAAUGCUGUUUUUCGUGUUCAAGGAAACGUUUAUCCUGAUGGGUACUUUUACACUACCUUGAAUAUUGGUGAACCUCCUAAACCCUAUCAUCUUGAUAUUGAUACGGGAAGCGAUCUAACUUGGGUUCAUUGUGAUGCUCCUUGCAUUAAUUGCCCUAAGAGCCCACAUGAUCCUUAUAAACCUGCGAAUAAUGCUCUUUCAUGUCAUGAUUCCUUGUGUACGUUUUUGCAACAUCCUCCAAAUUAUCCGUGUCACAAUCCUAGUGAUCAAUGUGACUAUGAAAUUGAGUAUGCUGAUCAUGGUUCAUCUAUUGGCGUACUAGUGAAAGACUUUUUCCGCCUUCAAGUCUUAAAUGGUUUUGUUGCACGUGCUUCUUUAGCUUUUGGUUGUGGCUAUGAUCAAGACAUUUCCGGUUCACCCCCUUUCGUAGAUGGAGUUCUUGGUUUGGCAAAUGGAAAAUCUAGUCUUUUGUCUCAACUUCAUGAACUGAAAGUGAUGAAGAAUGUGUUUGGCCAUUGUUUAAGUGUCCAGGGAGGAGGGUAUCUUUUCUUUGGCGAUAAACUAGUAUCAAAAGAUACCGUUUGGGUACCUAUGUUGAAACAACAAAUUGAGAACUAUUAUUCAAUAGGACCAGCAGAUCUGCUUUUUAACGGGAAAAAUGUUGUCAAGAAUGGCCUUUCCUUUGUUCUUGACAGUGGAAGUACCUACACUUACCUUAAUAGUCCAGUUUAUGAAGCUGCCUUAUCCAUGAUAAAGAAAAAUGUCGACUCAAAGAAAUUAAAGGUUGUACACGAGGAUAAAACCCUUCCCGUAUGUUGGAAAGGUAUUGAACCCUUCAAAUCAAUCAACGAUGUCCAAAUGUUUUUCAAGCCUUUAGCACUAAAAUUCUCGAAGGUGAAGAAUGCAGUGAUAGAAAUGUCACCAGAAGCCUAUCUUGUUAUUAAUCAAUUUGGGAAUGUAUGCCUGGGAAUUUUGGAUGGUGGUGAAGCAGGUUUAGAAGAUAUCAAUAUUCUUGGAGAUAUUUCGUUGUUAAAUAAAAUGAUGAUCUAUGACAAUGAUAAUUCUCGAAUUGGAUGGGCAACGGCAAAGUGUGAUAUGCUUCCAAACUUUGAUCAAGAUCAAGAUACUGAUACACAUUUAUACCGUGUGGAGCGCGAUUAUGAUGAACUUUAACACGAUCCUUGAAUAAUUGGUAUGCAUUAUCAGCUUUGAUCUUAUUGGUGGUAAAUAAGGUAAAUAAAAUUUUUACCCUAAAUUAUUGUGGCCAAUGUAAUCGCCUUGUCCAGAAAACCUUGUUGCAAAGGAAUUAUUGUAAGCUAUACUCAACAUUUUUUUUGGGUAAAUUGUAAACUGGACAUGAUAAUUUUGUAUAAAUAUAUGUGAUGAUUUUUCCAAAA
Molecule: messenger RNA, 1902 nt
Organism: Amaranthus tricolor (Joseph's coat)
Lineage: Eukaryota; Viridiplantae; Streptophyta; Magnoliopsida; Caryophyllales; Amaranthaceae
Product: aspartic proteinase Asp1-like
Exons: 10
Coding region: 365-1678 (437 amino acids)
Biological process (GO): proteolysis
Molecular function (GO): aspartic-type endopeptidase activity
Source: RefSeq, a predicted model, not a curated record